AUGACUGCAGUCGCCAGCGCGCUAGCGUUCCCUCAAGUGUCGCGUUCAUCAUGGGGUACUAUUAAUGGAAAUAUCCCCAUGAACCCAGACGAAGUGCGAGGCAUGUUCCCUCCUCGCAAGAACCUCGCGCGAAGCAGCUCAUCAUCGUCGAUAUCAUCCGACUCCUCAAACACCUCUGUUGCUACGAACGGCUCUCAUUCAAACGGCACCUCCCUAUCGAGCACAUCCGACACCAGCCAAUGGUCAGCCAAUGGUCCGCAGCGAAAACGACCACAACCAAAGAACCCGUGGCCCACCGGGAAAAUAGACAUGUCCGCCGAGUUUUCUCGAGUAGCCAACGGCCGACCAAAUGGCAUGCUACCCCAUAGCGUCAUGCAGCAGUCGGUCGGCGGGGGCGGUCAAGCUCAAAUGACGCCGCAGGGCAUGAUGCGAGGGCCCGGACCAGAGCAGUCCCAAGGGGGGCAGCCUGUCCUGUACCUUCUUUCUAUGAAUGGCACGUUUGAACGCAAGACAAUUGUUGUCCCCUUUGCUCCUGAUAGCUUGCGGAUCGGACGUCAGACGAACCAAAAAACUGUACCGACUCCCACAAACGGAUUCUUCGACAGCAAGGUCCUCUCCAGACAGCACGCAGAGAUAUAUGCUGAACGAAAUGGAAAAAUAUUUAUUCGCGAUGUGAAAUCCUCCAACGGCACUUUUGUCAACGGCACACGCCUCUCACAAGAAAACCGGGAAUCGGAACCCCACGAGUUGCAGACUGCCGACCACCUCGAGCUUGGCAUCGAUAUCGUUAGCGAAGAUCAAAAGACAGUUGUUCACCACAAAGUCGCGGCGAAAAUUGAGCACGCUGGGUUUUUGGCCGCCUCGAAUAACGUUCUGGAUAUGAGCUUUGGCGAUCUAGAUCCCGCUAAUGGCUCCAUGAUGAUGCCACCCGGUCAAAUGCAGACGCGAGGUCGGCAGGUUAACAACAAUAACAACAAUAUGGGGCCCAAUGGGCGCAUAAUGCAGAACGGACCUAUGCCUAACCCACAGCCAAAUGGCAUGACGCAACAACGGCCAUUUUUCGUCCCGCCAAUUGCAACCGACCAAAUUAUGAAGCGUCUAGCUACAGAAAUGCGAAAUGCAAAGCUACAGGGUCAGGAUUUAAGCCGGACAAAUCAGUUCGUUACUACUCUUUUAUCGAAGGACGACAUCAAAGAUCUGGAGAAGGUCGAAACGCAAGAGGCCCCAAAACCUUCACCAAUGGUUAAUGGUAAUGGUAUUGCGCUGAGGACGGACGCAAAGACGCGCUUCUCCGACCCUCCUGCACCACCACCACAGCAGCCGCUUCCAGAAAAACCCGACGUGCCCAGUCUCAAACGCGCAGCUGGGGAACGCCCAAAGUCCGGUCCCACACUGUCUUCUCCUAUCCGACAGGAUAAUCUCAGCCAGAUCAUUCAGCUGACAGAAGCACUCAACAAUGCGAAGAGAGAUAUCGACACGCAGUCGGCGAGGAUGCGUGAGCUUGAAGCGAUGCUUGACAAAGAGCGAGAAGCGAGAGCUUUCGCCGAGGACCUGGCUAUGCGCCUAGAAGAAUCUGCCAAGAGCCAAAUGAAUGGUUCCGCCGUAACGCCUGCGAAUGCGGAAGAGACACUAGCAGAACCCACCGUCUUGGCGGACAGUACGGAAGAUAUUGCCGAACCGUUGCUUGAGGAAAGCAAGGACCUUGUCAAUGGGAAAAGCGACGUGGACAACGUCCUGCAGACUCGUCUCAGCACCAUGGAAGCGCAAGUAAACGAGCUUCGGGAUCAGAUGGAACUGUGGAAAGCACGCUGCGAAGCUGCGGAGACUGAGCGAGACACUGGCCGGAAAUCACUGGCCGAAAUGGUCACCAAGUUGCGAGAAGAAGAGGCUCGCAGGCAAGCUGCCGAAGAGAAGGUCUUGUCCAGCUCUCUGCAACUGCCCGAAGAUGGCAGUGGUGCUUCAUCUUUAAGAGAGGCUCCCAUUGCCAGCUCUGCUGCGACUGAAGUGGUCAAUGACGAGAGCACCAAGACCGAUGAGCCGGAGAAACUGGAAGAGAGCCCUACAUUAUCAAGAGCCAAUACCAUUACACCCCUCAACGCGCAUCGACGUGGUUCAUUGCAGGACGACAGACUCUAUAGCGGGCUACCAUAUGCAUCGAUGCUGGGUGUUGUCUUGAUUGGUAUGGGAAUGAUGGCCGUGAUCAAUGGAUGGCAGUCGCCUCCAUCGCGACUGGAAAGAUAA
This is a messenger RNA of Cordyceps militaris CM01, 2241 nucleotides long. RefSeq names its product cytoplasm to vacuole targeting Vps64. Gene Ontology annotation, molecular function: protein binding. The transcript has a single exon. Gene Ontology annotation, cellular component: cytoplasm. NCBI's taxonomy places the organism in Eukaryota, Fungi, Ascomycota, Sordariomycetes, Hypocreales, Cordycipitaceae. The coding region runs from base 1 to 2241 and encodes 746 amino acids. The record is from RefSeq and is a predicted model, not a curated record.